Molecule: messenger RNA, 904 nt
Organism: Nicotiana tabacum (common tobacco)
Lineage: Eukaryota; Viridiplantae; Streptophyta; Magnoliopsida; Solanales; Solanaceae
Molecular function (GO): ubiquitin protein ligase activity; zinc ion binding
Source: RefSeq, a predicted model, not a curated record
ACUACUUUAUCCUUUCCAAAAAUAUGGAAUCCAUUGGCUCUAGUUCCACCCCUUCUUCUUCUUCCGACCACCACCACCACCACCACCGUCCUCGCCGCCGCUUAACGCCAACUCAACCCCUCGCCGAUAGAAUAUUCCGAGCUCUCAGCCACCACCUCCGCCUUCUCCACCGUUGUGACGCCACUUUUUUCGUCUUAGGUGCCACGUGUAAUGUCUACACCGUGACUCUCUCCACCACCCCUUCAUGCAGCUGCCCUGAUCGUACCACCCCUUGCAAACACAUAUUGUUUGUGCUUAUUAGGGUAUUGGGUGUAUCCAUUGAUGACACGUGUCUCUAUAGAAGGACUCUUCGGCCAUGUCAGCUUCAGCAUCUUCUUAACUUACCUAUUUCAACUGAAGCAUUAGCAACCGAAAAAAUACGUGGAAUGUUUCAUCAUCUGUUUUCUCAAGAAUGGCGCCAAAGGACUUCGCCCAUACAAAUAAAGGUCGAAGAUGGGACCACGUGUCCGGUGUGUUUGGAAGAGAUGAACAAAGAAGAACAAGUUGCUGCUUGUGGGACAUGUAAAAACCCUAUACAUGAAAAGUGUUUAAUGGCAUGGAAAAGAAGUAGUAGAAAAAGAUUUAUUAGUUGUGUGCUUUGUCGUGCACGUUGGAAAGAUGUUAGGGCUGAAGAGGGAGAGAAAUAUUUGAAUUUAUCUGUAUAUAUUAGUGGGGUAAAUGAAAUAUUGGAGGAAAAUCAAAGUCGUUGUAGGGAUUAAUUAAUUAUUAGUGUAGUUUUUACAAUCAAAGUCGUUAUGUACUAAUUUGUUUACUUAUUUAAGUUGUUGGAUAGGAUGUGAUUAUUACUGUAUAUAAUUUCAAAAGAAAUUCAAGUAUUUGGGUACGUAAAUUUCUUGAUCAAGAG